GCAGUGCGCACCAAAACAACACGACUUAACCUCAAAAAGCUGACGGCAGAAAAAAGGAGUCGGUCGCGAGUAAUGGCCACGACGAUGAUGGAUGUCGAGUGAUUUUUAACUAAGACUUCUUUUAAGCCCAAUUAUACAAAGUUAGAGUAUUAUAAACUUCGCGCGAAUAUGUCGAUAAGUAAAAUCUCGAAAUUAGCCGUCGAAGUUGCCAGCUAUGAAGCUAGAAUUACCUACAAGUGUUCCUAUGCGGUCAUUCGCUCUGCCAAGAAGAUUGUUACGUCGAUAUCAGGACAGGGGGUAAGGCAUCAAUCAACUGCUGCCAGUUCCAAUGAAGUGCAGAGGACGGAAAGUUCGUGGAGAUCUUAUGUGCGGAGGUGGCAAUGGAAAAUACCUCUUGGACUCGGAGUCUCUUUAUUGGCUGUGCUGCAGUGGAGAUAUUUCAGAAAAAGACACGAGACUAACAAGGGGCCGAUAGAGGGAUUAAUGGUAGAAUGUUAUUGUUCCCUACCUUUGAGGAUCACAAGCAGGGUCUGGGGUGGCUUUGCAAGUUUAGAGUUGCCAGUUUCUAUAAGAUCAACAAUUUAUAGCUUUUAUGCAAAAAUAUUUAAGGCCAACUUAGAUGAAAUAGAUGCAUCAUUGACUGAAUUUGCAAGUCUAUCAGAUUUUUUUGUUAGACCACUGAAACCCAAUGCACGUACUAUAGCUCAGAAUACCAACAUGGUUUCCCCAUCUGAUGGCAAAGUCUUGCACUUUGGGCCUGUCACUUCGUGUAGGGUUGAGCAGGUCAAGGGAAUGACAUAUAAUUUGCAACACUUCUUAGGUGAACCUAAUUGGCCAGACAUAGACAAAAAUAGCAAAGUUUCAAAUAAAGGCAUAUGCGAUGAUUACGUCAGUGGCUUGUUGAAGAAUCCUGAAAACAUACUUUAUCAGUUGACUAUUUAUUUAGCACCAGGGGAUUACCACAGAUUCCACAGCCCAGCUGAUUGGACAAUCAAACUACGCAGACAUUUUCAAGGGAAACUGCUGAGCGUGAAUCCUCGCAUUGCAAGCUGGCUGCCGGACUUGUUCUCCCUGAACGAGCGCGUGGUGUACAUAGGUGAGUGGGCCGGUGGUUUCAUGGCGUACGCUGCCGUGGGUGCAACGAACGUUGGUUCGAUUCGCGUGUUCAAGGACCAGGAGCUGGUGACGAACACGAAGAAGUGGCCAAAAGGUAAGAACUCGGAGGACACCGAGUUCCAGGACCUUAAGGUGAAGAAGGGUGAACUCUUUGGCGAGUUUAGAAUGGGCUCGACCAUUGUGCUACUGUUCGAGGCACCCAAGGACUUCGAGUUCUGUACCCAAGUCGGCCAGAAAAUCAAGAUGGGCGAGGGUCUCAGCGAAUGCAAUAUCACAACCGGCCGAGGCUUCUGGUAAACGCAGAGACGACUUUUCGAAAACGAAGGCGACGAUUCCGUAUAGUUUAAUUCUUACCAUAAUUUAAAUUUCUCGAGACUAUAAGAAAUUAAUUUAGAAAGUGUCGAUUAUCAUUGUGUCAUAAAAGCUUUGAAUGUGAUUCAUUGUAUACAUUGUUGUAAAACUGUUAAUAGUAGGAAAUGAAUUAGGAAUUUUUUGAAAAAUGUUUUUAUUUUCUUCGUGAGACGAACACUGUAUUCUUAUUUAAUAUUUUUAUGUGUAUAUUGAGCUUUAUUUAAUGAGGUAUAUAUAUAUACACAAAAACGAAAGCUAUUCUCGAAUUAUAGUUUUAUAACGCUGUUGCCAUAGAGAACAGAUCAUAUAUUAUACAAAUAUUUUUUAAAUAAAUAUUCUUACUAUUUAAUAGUUA
Nasonia vitripennis (jewel wasp) is the source of this 1822-nucleotide messenger RNA. RefSeq names its product phosphatidylserine decarboxylase proenzyme, mitochondrial (gene Pisd). Bases 169 to 1413 code for a protein of 414 amino acids. Gene Ontology annotation, biological process: phosphatidylethanolamine biosynthetic process. The record is from RefSeq and is a predicted model, not a curated record. Gene Ontology annotation, cellular component: mitochondrion. Lineage: Eukaryota; Metazoa; Arthropoda; Insecta; Hymenoptera; Pteromalidae. Gene Ontology annotation, molecular function: phosphatidylserine decarboxylase activity. The transcript is spliced from 5 exons.